UGUCAUUUUGCAAUCACACUCCUCCCUCAUCCCUUGCUCUUUAGAAAUAUCUCCCGUCAAGCGUGGCUAAUCAAGGUACCAAAAGAAAAAUGAGUAGUUCAGAUGAGGUAUCUUGGAUCUCAUGGUUUUGUGGUCUCAGAGGAAACGAAUUCUAUUGCGAGGUGGAUGAGGAUUAUAUUAAUGACAAGUUUAAUUUGACGGGACUUAAUGAACAAGUCCCACACUACAGACAGGCUUUAGACAUGAUAUUGGACCUGGAACCUGAUGAUGACUUGGAUGACAACCCAAACCAAUCAGACCUUGUGGAGCAGGCUGCGGAAAUUCUCUAUGGUUUGAUACAUGCCAGAUACAUUCUCACUAGCAGGGGAAUCAGUCAAAUGAUGGAAAAAUUUCAGUCUGGAGACUUUGGGCACUGUCCCCGUGUCUACUGUGAGAGUCAACCCAUGCUUCCCAUAGGUUUAUCUGAUGUACCUGGCGAAGCGAUGGUGAAACUGUACUGUCCACGGUGCAUGGAUGUGUAUACCCCAAAGUCGUCUCGCCACACCCACACCGACGGCUCCUACUUUGGCACUGGAUUCCCUCACAUGGUGUUCAUGGUGCACCCAGAGUACCGACCCAGGCGUCCAACAUCACAAUUUGUGCCUAGGUUGUACGGAUUCAAGAUUCACCCUCUGGCGUAUCAGAUACAGCUGCAAGCGGCUGCGAGCAACAAGUCUUCGUUGCGGGGGCUCCCAUACAACAACGGUAAACGUUAAGCGCGCCACACCACGUCCCUCCGUCGCACACCACGAGACGAAGACAACUGUCAACAUAGCGAAAUGAGGCGGGUGCGAGCAGGAUAGAGAAGGUGGUCUACUGUGGAUGUCUCACUUUAAUACUAAAGUUAAUAUGAUUUAAGAAUGUUAUGUAUUCGAAUAAAGUCUACUUUAAUGUUGUGUU
This is a messenger RNA of Leptidea sinapis, 939 nucleotides long. RefSeq names its product casein kinase II subunit beta (gene CkIIbeta). Gene Ontology annotation, cellular component: cytoplasm; protein kinase CK2 complex. The record is from RefSeq and is a predicted model, not a curated record. The coding region runs from base 90 to 755 and encodes 221 amino acids. Lineage: Eukaryota; Metazoa; Arthropoda; Insecta; Lepidoptera; Pieridae. Gene Ontology annotation, molecular function: protein kinase regulator activity. The transcript is spliced from 8 exons.